AUUGAGGAUGUGUCAAUUGAUGAAGAUAAAGUUAAUGAUGGUUCAAAAGAAGAUAUUGUAGCUGAUGAAGAUGGAAUAAGUGAUUUUGAUGACGGAAUAGAAAAGUAUGAAGAUGGAACAACAGAUGAAAAAGAUGUAUAUGAAGACGAAGAAGUAACUGAGCUUGAUGAUGAAGAAUUAGUUAGGAUUAAUAAUGAUAAUGAUAAUAAUGAUGAUGAUAAAGAAAAAGAGGAGGAGGAAGAAGAAGAUGAUGACAUGAAUAGUGAUGAGCUUGGAGUGGAAGACCCUAGUAGUGAGGAUGAUGAAGAUUUUGAAAAUAAGAAAGGAUUAUCUGAAGAGCUUGAUAUUUCAGCUGAGCUUGAGCUUAAUGUGCUAGAUGAAGAGCUUGAUAUUUCAAAUGAGGAGCUUGAUAUUUCAGAUGAGCUUGAUGAAGAGCUUGAUAUUUUUGCUGAGCUUGAGCUUGAGCUUGAUGUUCCAGUUGAAGAGCUUGGUGUGCCAGAUGAAGGGCUUGAUGUUUCAGAUGAAGAGCUUGAUAUUUCAGCUGAGCUUGAGCUUGAUGUGCUAGAUGAAAAGCUUGAUAUUUCAGCAGAGCUUGAGCUUAGUGUGCUAGAUGAAGAGCUUGGUGUGCCAGAUGAAGAGCUUGGUGUUUCAGCAGAGCUUGAGCUUGGUGCCAGAUGA
This is a messenger RNA of Bactrocera neohumeralis, 678 nucleotides long. RefSeq lists its product as uncharacterized. NCBI's taxonomy places the organism in Eukaryota, Metazoa, Arthropoda, Insecta, Diptera, Tephritidae. The annotation marks the transcript as partial. The record is from RefSeq and is a predicted model, not a curated record. The transcript is spliced from 4 exons.